This is a messenger RNA of Striga asiatica, 3658 nucleotides long. NCBI's taxonomy places the organism in Eukaryota, Viridiplantae, Streptophyta, Magnoliopsida, Lamiales, Orobanchaceae. The record is from the annotation of a GenBank genome assembly.
AAAAAAAGAAGAAACACACUGGCUAAGUCAGUAUGACUGUAUGAGUAAUGAACUUUGGUUGGUUGUCUCAUUGUCCAUACUCUACAAUAGAUAUGGAGUAGCCACAAAUCAAUCCGCACCAUUUUCUCUGUUUGUGCAAAUAAUAGAUAUGAAGUAGCCACCAUUUCUCUGCUUGUCUUUAGCUUGAUGCAGCACAUGCUAUAUUGUUGUAGUUAAUAGUUUUAAGAAUUCAAUGAAAACCCUUCUCGAAAGCAUUCGGUCCGAACAUCUUGCAUAACACGCUGCAGCUGUGAAGGAUUACUCGUGACCACCGCAUCCACACCUUCCAACAACAUCUUCUGCAUCGCCUCAUCUUCAUCAACAGUCCACGCGUACACCUUCUUUUUCCUCCUGUUCAUUAACUUUCACAAUUUGUUCGUCAAUCAAAGGGUGAUAGACGCCAACCACAUCAGCUCCUCUCAUCCUCAGCAAUUUCAUCCUACUUCCAGUCGUACCAUCUAUCAUUACGAUAUAGCCCACCUUCAAAGCAAACACAAAAGUAAAGUAAACAAACUAGUCCAAUAGCACACCGAAAACAAACUAGCUAGUUUUUGCUUGUAGUUUUAACCAAAGUGCAAAGUAACAUUAUGUCUGGUGAAGUUUCCAUUUGUUUCACAGUUGGCCUAAUUACUAUAAGUUCAUAGCACGAUUAUUAAAGAUAAAUCUGCCAAGAUACAAUCAUGCCACAAAUAAGAAACUGCCAAAAUCCUAAGAGAAAUCAGCAUUGCGCACGCCCUAGGAGAAAAGCACAUGCACUCCGCAUCUCACUCACCCCUGCCCCUGCCAAUGCCCAAUAGGAGACACAAAAGUACAUUUACUAGUGUUUAUCCCUAUUUCCAUCUAUUCCAAAUGACAGAGUGAGAAAGAUAACCUUCCUGCCUUAAACCCACCUAAUGCUUUUCUUCUUCAUUUUCUUAUAUAUUCUUUACUGUACUACUGCCAUGUUGAGGACACUACUACGAAUGGCCAUAGAAGUUCACGCUCCAGAUGAUAUCAAUUUGUGGCUUGAGCAAUAGUGUAACCAAUAUUACCCUUGUAUUUAUGGAUAAUUUAAUCAAAUCCCUCGCUAGGCUGUCACUUUUUGCCCAUACAAGGCAGUUUUUACACUUGGUUUUUUCAACGAUAGAAAGAAUAUCCUUAGCAAGUCCUUUCUCAUACAGCGGUGGCCCAACUUUAGCAUCAAGAAUGACCUGCCGUACAGAACCUGAUACCAACUUUAAUGCAUCUUCGAUGGUUGGAACAUUCACACCAUGCUCCAGUAAAUGAUGAUGACUAGAACCGAGAUCUACAAUCUCUUUCAUACUUAAAUGACCAACUUUAGAAGUACUGUUCCCAGAUAUUCGCUGCAGAUCCCUGCCUGUCAUGUAGAGCAAACAAUACUCCGUCUGAUGAACGAGAAACAUCAAUCUCAAUGCAAUCUACUUGAGAACUUAAAGCAAUAUUAUAUGCAUCCAUCUGUCAGAUGAAAAAAACAGAUAUUUAUAUGCAACUCUUUAACAUCAUUUUCCUCAUUUCUUUUAUCAUCGUAAGUGUUGCCUACGGACAUAUGAACAAAUCAGAGGCCUGCACAAUGAUAUUCUGCAAAUUAUCAACCAACACUAAGUUAUAUUUACGUCUUUAUUUUAUUUUUUUCUUGAAAAGUUGUAAAUGCUAAACCCAGCUAAUCAAUCCCCCUCACACCCACCAAGAAAAGAGCAACUCCACUUGUAUUAUGCUCCAAUUCUCACUUGGUAAUCUUUAGUGAACUACUAGAUUAACCUACAAACCUUUAAAUACAAAAAUUUCAGAAACUAAAUACAGCAUUUAGCUUCUUAAACAGAACAUGCCCUGCAAGAUGAGAUAGACGGUCAACCCAGGGUAGGAAUAUGCAAAACAAGAUUAAGUGAAAUGAAGAUUGCCUACAGUAUUGGGGAAAGCCUUGGUAGAGUCACCCCCAUGAGCACACACUAAAGGAGGACUUCGCAUCCAGCUGCACUUUCGCAAUUAUAAAAACCUGGUUAAAUCGGCGGAGACUGAAAUGGAAGUAAAGAGGGGGAAGGAUUGCAAUAACCGCGAGUGUGAUGAGAAUAUAUCUCAAUAGCUUUCUCCUCGGGAAUAAACUGCCGCGCGGAUGAAGUCGGAUCUGUCGCCGUUGCCGAUCCCAUCGUGAGAUCACCGUCGCCAUUUUCGAGAGAUAAAGAACUGAUUCAGUCUAUGGUCCGCUUGGUCCAAUAGACUAGUAAGUAGGCUAGUGGCUGCCGGUCUUUUCAAGUUCCGAUAUUGCCCCUGUAUCGUGCCACGUCACCGCUCGUGCACCUCACUUGCACAGGAUCAACCUAUUCCCUCCAAAAAGUAGCUCCCCUGAAUAUUAUCUACGAUUCUACAUAAACGCUCUCUGUGAACUCAUUCACUCUCUCUCUCUCGUACACACAUACAUACACACACACAAACACGCACUAAUCGCGGAAGGUAAAACACUCAUUCCGAGCUUAUAGCAUUAAUCUUCAUUUUGCCUUCCGGAUGCUGUUAGUUCUGAGCACGCUUGCAUCUACCUGACGUAUAGGUAACGGUGCCAAUGGAGGAGCUAUUUCAGUACAUGAAGACUUUUCGCUCUCAGAUUAAUGAUGUGGCGGAUCAAGCAGCCAAGAUAUCAGUUGAAGAACAUAUGCAAUGCACCACUAUUCAGACUCUCCAAAAGGACCUCGAUUCAGUGAAGAAUGAGACUAAGAAAGUUAUGGAGGAACAUGAUCAGAUAAACAAAGCAAAAGCACAGAUUUGUUUGCAGCUUUUGGACAAACAGAAGAAGAUUGUCUUGUUGGAAUCUGAUUCUUCCACCCUCAGUCAGACAAUGGAGCUUAUGAGACAAGAAGUGUUGAGCCUUUCAGGAAAACUCGUGGAUCAAAGGACACAUUAUAAGAAGGUGAAUGAGGAUAUCUGUGGACAACUAAAACAGCAACAGGAGUGGGUCAAUGCUCAGAAUUUUGGCUUGGAGACCAGAGAGGGCUCGGUAAACAAGAGAGCGGGUGGAACAAAAGUUGCAUUGAUCUCGAAUAACAAACAAAUCUUUGGCUAUCAUAUAGAGUACGUCGAUAACGUGGAUCAGCGUGAGAUACCGGACUUUGAAGCUGCUCAAGUGAAGUUUGAUAAGAUAGAACAACUAAGAUCAAAUCUUGUUUCGGAGAAUAACAAGCUGAGGCAGUCUCUCGAGGCAGUGAAGAAUAAAAUGACUGAAUUCAAGCCAGAACUGAGGGAUAUGGAUGAGAAGAGCUUGAAAGAGGAACUUCAAGCACUACUAUCUGAUAAAGCUGGAGAAGCUGAGUAUGUGCAAACUCUGCAACACCAGAUCAUGAGACUGAAAGAAAUUUCUCACACAGUUAGGUGCUCUUGUGGAGGGGAGUACAUUGUUAAACUGGAUGUAUAAGCUUGAAAGUUUAUUCUAGGUGCCUUGAUUCUGAGAAACUAAAGAGAAAUCUCGUGAUAUGUUCCCUGUUGCUGUUCUAGUCUUAUGCCUUCAAUUACUUUUGUCGGAUUAGAUUUUAGACUUGUAUGUAUUGAGAAAUGAUUUUCAUCCCUAUGCAUUUACACUGUACAAACUACAGUUUGAUGACCACCACUUCUAAACUCAAUUGGUUUUAGGGGG